Molecule: messenger RNA, 771 nt
Organism: Planococcus citri (citrus mealybug)
Lineage: Eukaryota; Metazoa; Arthropoda; Insecta; Hemiptera; Pseudococcidae
Product: cuticle protein 7-like
Exons: 2
Coding region: 130-660 (176 amino acids)
Cellular component (GO): extracellular matrix
Source: RefSeq, a predicted model, not a curated record
UAGUAAUUUAGGUGGUGGGGUUGGUUGGAUGAUUUUGGGUAGAAACUAGUACAAAUAUGAUGGUUUACGCUUUUGGAUUGUUAUUUGAUUUUUACGUUACGUUUAUCGACAUUGUACGAAGAAGUCAACAUGAAGACCUUUUUAGUAUUGGUAGCCAUUGUAUCGGCUGUGUUAGCCCAAGAUACAUACGACGCUAACCCGAAUUAUAAUUUCGAAUACGCCGUCGCUGAUCCCGUUACCGGUGACCAAAAAUCUCAAUCGGAAACUCGUAAUGGAGAUACAGUUCAAGGUUAUUACCAAUUGUUGGAACCCGAUGGAACUUACCGAACCGUGACCUAUGUCGCUGACCCAGUCGGAGGUUUCCGCGCCCAAGUUUCGAAAAAUGGUGCUCCAGGAGCCAGAAUUGCCCCAGUCCCAGCCCCAUCACCAGUCCCAGUCGCAGUCAAAAUCGCUCCUCCACCCACCGUUGUAAAAACUGUAGUUCCACCUCCAGCCCCAGCCCCAGUUGUACCCGCAGCAUCGGCUAGUUACCCAUAUUACGCCGCUUACCCCGGAUACCCCGGAUACUCGGCUUAUCCUUACUCUGGUUAUCCGUACUCGUAUUACAAUGGAUAUUAUCCUUAUUACUCUGGUUACUACCCAUACGCGUACAAAAAAUGAAAAUAGACCGAAACCGAAAACCGAAACCGUUUGUGUAACAUUUUGUGUGAUUCUAUAUUUAAUAUUAAUUUGUAAGAUUCGUUUUAAUAAAUCUUUUUUUUUAACUUCUCA